Molecule: messenger RNA, 10260 nt
Organism: Anarrhichthys ocellatus (wolf-eel)
Lineage: Eukaryota; Metazoa; Chordata; Actinopteri; Perciformes; Anarhichadidae
Gene: igf1ra
Product: insulin-like growth factor 1a receptor
Exons: 21
Coding region: 1030-5319 (1429 amino acids)
Biological process (GO): insulin-like growth factor receptor signaling pathway; regulation of JNK cascade; multicellular organism development
Cellular component (GO): plasma membrane; axon; insulin receptor complex
Molecular function (GO): insulin receptor activity; ATP binding; phosphatidylinositol 3-kinase binding
Source: RefSeq, a predicted model, not a curated record
CACUAUGUGUCUCUGUGUGAGAGAAGCCGACUCUUGUUUACAGCAGAGAUUCCACGGAGGAGCGCGGACCCACAGCCUGCGUUAACUGAGGGCGAACCGUUGGAUUUCAGCCUCUGGAUAUACACGCAGCGGGAGUUUCCGUUUUCUCUCUUUUUAUGAGGAUAAAGACCAAACGCGAAACAUACGCAAAGGGCAACUCCUUGUGGACACAUUCUCCCUCCCAACCCCAGCUGAGGUCGUCUAGCAGGAGAGCUGGAGACCCAUUCUCUUGCGUGGCACAAGUCUGGUGUUUUCUUUCAGCUGCAAAUCCCGACUGACGGCAGAGAUAAGUCCGACCCGAGGAGCUGGACAAUUGGGUUAUAAAGCGACUUCUCACCGAGGGCCAGGACUGCUUUGUGGGGAUCGAGAGCCUGUGCUGGUUAAAUGGCAUAAGCAAAAAAAAAAAAGAAGGGGAAAAAAGGGUUUUCAUUCAUUUUUCAACCUCGCAGCCACCACCCCUGUGGAUCUGGACGUGUUUUCUGCCCCAUUCCUCCCCUCAUACACAAUCACGGGGAUCCUUGUUAGCGACUGGCGUUAAUUUAUUAUGGUGGGAAAGGAUCCCAAUAAUAACAUCUAGUCUGAUAUUUGUUGUGUUGUUAUUACCAGGCCUGAUCGCACUGUACGCGCACUGCUGUUUUCAAGAGAUGGAGACUGAAGAUGGGGAUUACCAUCAUUUAUCCAGUAAAAUCACUGGCUUGUGUGCCAUAACAGCCGACGUCAAAGUAUCCUGUGAUUGGCAAAAAUAGCAGACUGUUUUAUUUUUAUUUUGUUCUUCAAAGGAAUAUCUUAUCAAAGCGAUUUUGUACACAUUUAUUUAUAUUUUUUUAGAGUAAAUCCUGGAAGCCACGCAUUUGCAGGCUGCCAUAGAGUACCCCUUUAGGGCUACAGACAUUUGUUUCCCCUCUUUUUCAUAUUCCUUUUUGAAGAGCUGGUGUGUAUAUUUUUCAUUAUUUUACUUCAAUUCCAUCCCUGCCUUUUUAUUUUUUGAACAUGAGAUCUGACACACGGAUGGGUAGCCCGACCUUGUUUUGGGGUCUGAUGCUCUCUGUCUCUAUCUGCAUCUGGUCCACACAUGGAGAGAUCUGUGGUCCCAGUAUCGACAUCCGAAAUGACAUCAGCGAGUUCAGGCGGCUGGAGAACUGUACGGUGGUGGAGGGCUACCUGCAGAUCCUCCUCAUCAACGACAAGACCAACAACAUCCACCAGGAGGCCUUUCGCUCCCUUAGUUUCCCAAAGCUGGCCGUCAUCACUGACUACCUGCUGCUGUUUCGUGUCUCGGGCCUGGACAGCCUCAGCAUGCUCUUCCCCAACCUGAGUGUCAUACGUGGGCGCAAUCUCUUCUACAACUAUGCCCUGGUGAUCUACGAGAUGACCAGCCUGAAGGACAUCGGCCUGUACAACCUAAGGAACAUCACCCGGGGAGCCAUGCGGAUCGAAAAGAACCCUGAGCUCUGCUACCUAGACUCAGUGGACUGGUCUCUUAUUAUGGAUGCUGAGUUCAACAACGUUAUCAAUGGGAAUAAGAAGGCAGAGGAGUGUGACAAUGUCUGCCCAGGCAUCAUGGAGGAUAACCCUCUUUGUCAGAGGACGUCAUUCAAUGACAACUACGACUACCGCUGUUGGACCUCCAGCCAGUGCCAGAAAGUAUGCCCCAAACACUGCAAGCUUUCCUGUACAGACCAGGGGGAGUGUUGUCACAGCCAGUGCCUGGGCAGCUGUACUGAACCGAACAACGACAUGGCCUGCUCUGGCUGCCUCCACUACUACCACGAGGGUCACUGUGUGCCGAACUGCCCCCCAGACACUUACAAGUUUGAGGGCUGGCGCUGCAUCACCAUGGACCUGUGCUCCCAAGUGCACCUGCUUGGCGAUAUUCACUUUGUCAUCCACGGGGGAGAGUGUAUGCCCGACUGCCCCUCUGGCUUCACACGCAAUGAGACAAAUCGUAUGUUAUGCAAUGCCUGCAAUGGCCCGUGUGAUAAACCCUGCACAUCGCCUGUCAUCGACUCUGUGGAUGCUGCUCAGUCCCUGAAGGACUGCACCGUCAUCGAAGGCAACCUGAACAUCAACAUCCGCCGUGGAAAUAACUUAGCGUCUGAGCUGGAGAGCUUCAUGGGAUUGAUUCAGAAAGUGACGGGCUAUGUGAAGAUUCGUCACUCCCACGCACUUGGCUCGCUGUCCUUCCUCAAGAGCCUGCGUUACAUCAAUGGGCAGGAACUCAUCGACAACAUGUAUUCGUUCUCCGUUAUCGACAACCAGCACCUGCAGUACCUGUGGAACUGGACUCAACACAACCUGACGAUUGGGAAUGGACGUCUCUUCUUCCGUCUGAACCCCAAACUCUGCAUGUCUGAGAUUCACAAGAUGUGGGAGAAGACAGGCAUUGCUGUGAAGCCAGAGGAGGGAGAUUUCCGUAACAACGGCGAACGGGCCAGCUGUGAAAGUCAUAUCUUGAAGUUCAAAUCUAACAUCACAUUAAGCCAUACGAUCAAGCUGGCAUGGGAGCGCUACCGGCCGUCGGACUACAGAGACCUGAUCAGCUUCAUAGUCUACUACAAGGAGUCCCUGUUCAAGAACAUCACAGGGUUUGACGGGCAGGAUGGCUGUGGCUCAAACAGCUGGCACAUGGUGGAUGUGGACUUCCCUCAGGAUAAAAACGAUGACCCUAAAGUCAGUCUUCAACAACUCAAGCCCUGGACCCAGUAUGCUAUUUUUGUAAAGGCCAUUACCCUGCAGGUGGAGGACAAACACAUUACUGGCGCAAAAAGUGAUAUCAUCUACAUUCGCACACGCCCAUCGCUGCCGUCUAUGCCCAAAGACGCCCGUGCAUACGCCAACUCCUCAACCAGGCUAAUGGUGAAGUGGUCACCUCCUGCCUUUCCCAACGGCAAUCUCACUUACUACCUGGUCCGCUGGCAGCAGCAGCCUGAGGACAGGGAGCUCUACCAACAUAACUACUGCUCCAAAGAGCUGAAGAUCCCGAUCCGUAUCCCAGCCACAGGCUUCACGGACAUGGAGGACAACACCAAGCCCACCAAGUCAGACCUGGCAGGGGCAGAGAAGGGCCAAUGCUGUGCUUGCCAGAAGACGCCUGAGGAGAAAGACAGGGAGAAGGAUGACCGGGUCUUUUUAAAAAUUUUCGAGAACUUCCUUCACAAUGCCAUCUUUCUGCCGAGACCUCCAGAUCGUCGACGUAGAGAUGUUUUUGGUUUGGCUAACAACACACUGCUCUAUGACGGUGUUGGCAGGGGGAACACCACCCUUGGUCUAGGGGAUAACAGUACAGAUGGCAUUCCUCCCAUCAGGGAGUACCCCUUCUCAGAGGACAAGGGCACAGCAGAAUAUUUAGAGAUCCCCAACCUGCAACCCUUCACUGUCUACCGCAUUGACAUCCAUGCAUGUAACGAGGAGGUUGGGCGCUGCAGCGCUGGAGCCUUCGUCUUCUCCAGGACCAAACCGGCAGUCAAAGCAGAUGACAUCCCUGAAAAGGUGAUCUAUGAGAGGAGUGACAAGGUUGAGGGUUGUGUGAUGCUGCACUGGCCAGAGCCCUUCAUGCCCAACGGUCUCAUCCUGAUGUAUGAGAUCAAGUUCCGUGUGGGGACAGAGCCUGAGAAACAUGAGUGCGUGUCACGGCAGCAGUACCGCGAGCACCAAGGAGCCCGGCUGACCAACCUGGGCUCAGGGAAUUACUCUGCUCGCGUGCGCGCUACUUCACUAGCAGGAAACGGCUCCUGGACCGAGAGCGUGUUCUUCUACGUGCCUCCGCCCAAACGAGACGAUGUUGUUACGUUCUACUUGGUCAUCAUAAUUCCCAUUAUAGUGACAGUUUUCAUUGCUGGCCUCACCACGAUUGUCUUCUUUGUGAACAAAAAGAGGAAUAGCGACAGAUUGGGGAAUGGAGUCCUUUACGCGUCUGUCAACCCCGAGUACUUCAGUGCUGCUGAAAUGUACGUCCCAGAUGAGUGGGAGGUGGCCAGAGAGAAGAUCACAAUGCACAAGGAGCUGGGCCAGGGCUCCUUCGGCAUGGUGUACGAAGGCCUCGCCAAGGGAGUGGUCAAGGACGACCCGGAGACACGAGUGGCCAUCAAGACAGUCAAUGAGACGGCCAGCAUGAGGGAGCGCAUUGAGUUUUUGAAUGAAGCCUCUGUCAUGAAGGAAUUCAACUGUCACCAUGUGGUGCGGCUGCUGGGUGUAGUCUCUCAGGGACAGCCAACCUUGGUGAUUAUGGAGCUGAUGACCCGUGGAGAUCUCAAGAGCCACCUGCGCUCUCUGCGCAAAGAAAACUCCACCAGCCAGGUCCUACCCCCGCUCAAAAAGAUGAUCCAGAUGGCAGGGGAAAUUGCAGACGGCAUGUCGUACCUAAAUGCCAACAAAUUUGUCCACAGAGAUCUGGCUGCCAGGAACUGCAUGGUAGCGGAGGACUUCACUGUGAAGAUUGGAGAUUUUGGCAUGACCAGAGAUAUUUAUGAGACGGAUUACUACCGAAAAGGAGGGAAGGGCCUGCUGCCUGUCCGUUGGAUGUCUCCAGAGUCGCUGAAAGAUGGCGUGUUCACUACAAUGUCUGAUGUUUGGUCAUUUGGUGUUGUGCUGUGGGAGAUUGCCACCUUAGCAGAACAGCCUUACCAGGGCAUGUCUAAUGAACAAGUGCUGCGCUUCGUCAUGGAGGGAGGUCUCUUGGACAAACCUGACAACUGCCCUGAUAUGCUGUUUGAGCUGAUGAGGAUGUGCUGGCAGUAUAAUCCCAAGAUGCGUCCGUCCUUCCUGGAGAUCAUCAGCAGCAUCAAAGAUGAACUGGAUCCUCCCUUCAGGGAAAUGAGCUUCUUCUACAGCGAGGAGAACAAGCCGCCGGACACCGAGGAGCUGGACAUGGAGGUAGAAAACAUGGAGAACAUUCCACUGGACCCUGCAUCCACCAGGCAGCCCCCUGCUGCUGCUGCUGCUGCUGCUGCUGCUGCUGCUGCUGCUGCUGCUGCUGCCGCCAACGCGCCUUCGUCAGGGUGCACAGGAGGCACGCCGCCUCCUACUACCCAGCAGUUAUCCCCCAUGCAAGGCCCGAGUACUCCAUUAUUGGGACCCAUGUCUCCCUCCUCCCCGGGCCCGGUUGCCUCAGCCUUGGCGUCUCCAGGCCAAGCCUUGGACAAGCACUCAGGACAUGUUUCGGCCAACGGGCCUGUGGUGGUACUACGGCCCAACUUUGACGAGAUGCAGCCCUAUGCACACAUGAAUGGGGGCAGAAAGAACGAACGGGCGUUACCACUGCCCCAGUCGUCGGCCUGCUGAUAUCAGAUCAGCCCCUCCUUCUCCUCCUCUUUUUACACAGGGUAACACAAACCUCUCCUCCAUCUCUUAAGGAGGGAUGGAUGAGGUAAGAAAUGACUCUCUUCUACUGUGUGCCAGUAGAUGGUCUCUCCACUCCUUUAAGGUCGAACAUAAACUCUAAAAACUGAGAAAAAGUAGAGCGUUUAGGAGUUUGGCGGCUCAGACUCGACACUGGGGAACUCCUUCCUGUGCCGCCUGUGUUUCAGUCGUUGUUACAUAAGUCCUUCGAGAAGGAAAACAAUACAGGCAUGUAUCCUGACAUACAGAUUUAGACAUAAAAUGUAUGAAAAUCUUUUUUUAGCAUAUCUGCCAGCAAAUCCAACAGAAGAGCACUUUUUUUCCUGAUGAUUUCAGAGAGGAUGUUGUGGAUAACUGAGUGUGUAUUUAUACGAAAACACGUGAUUCUCUCUAUAAUAUGGCUUCAUUUCUAAAAGACUUUCCAUCAAAAUGACUUUGUUUGCAUGAGCAGGUCAUCUCAUGUCAUGUGAGGAUGCCUCAAUUAGGAAGUUUGGACUAAGAUCAUUGUUUCUGUUUCCUGUUGAUAUCUCUAUGAUCUCGUCAGGAGCGGGUCAAAAUGGAAGCGGAGGGCCUAUUGUGUAUCUGCCAAACUAUUGCCAAAUCAAGCUUUUUCUUCAGUUUAUAAAGGUCUCCCUUCUUGUUUAAGGCGGUGUUUCAGAGUUGAGACUGUCUGGUGAACAAUACCAGAGCUGUUUGGUGGUUUUCAGACUUCAUGCUUAUCUUGGGUACUAGCUGCUCCUGGACCAGCUGUGUGUGUGUGGGGGGGGGGGUUAACACAGGACAGAAUACAGUGGUACUGUUGAGAAAGGCUGCAUUCACUCCUGCAGUCAAAGUUGUCUCAGUGUAUGCAGCAUCUGCAUUGGGGGGCAGAAUAAAUCUAGCGAGCAUUGAGAUACUUGGAGGAGAAACGUGUCACUAAAUUUCUUCUAAGUGAAUUGCAUAAAGAGAGGCCAACACAAAAGCAGGGCUGUUUGAUUUAGGAUUUGAAAUGUAAGCAAAGGCCUCUUUUAAUCAAAUUUAAAGUUCAUGUUUUUCAAAUCAAUUAAUUGACACAAUACUGGUAAAAAUGUAUCUGAAAAUGGAAUAAACAGGAAUUUUACUAAAAUAACUUUUUAAAUGUUAUUAUAUUUAUUAAGUUGAAACAAUUAAAAACAUGCAACUGAUUUGGUAAUUGAUUUAAGUCAUUUUUCUAAACAAACAGCCAGAUUUGAUUGGUUCUCCAGCUCCUCGCGUGUAAUGAUUUGCUGCUUUUCUUUUGUGGUAAACUGGAUUUGUUUGGGUUUUCCCCCUUCAUCCCUUGAACAGCUGGGGAAAGAACACAUAUCACUUAAAUCAGCCAACUCUGAAUCACAGCCUCAGUCUGUCUUUGUUUUAGUCGAAAAAAAAAACAAAUCUAAACAAAGCAUCACAAGUUUCACACUGCAAGUUACUGAACUUCAUAAUCAAGGGAUACGGCUCUGCCUCCACGUCAUAUAUUCAAACCUCAUCUGACAUCUUGUAAACUGUGCAUCUCAUGUGGGAGGUGAACUUUGUUCUCUCUGAUGCUGCUCUUCAAAUUAAAUGGCACCAAAUAAUUUAGUAAUGCAAACAGAGUCGAAGACCGGAGACGGAAAGCGAGAAGGCAUUGGAUCAGAUUUCAGUAGCCCAGAGACGACUUUUAAAUCACAGCAGGUCUCUUUUAGAAUAUUCAUUCGUUUCUCUACAUUUCAAACACAUCUAAAGAUCUUACGGUUGUAUUUUAGACUGCAGGAUCAUUUUUAUACACAUCAUUGGUUUUGUCACUUUUUUAAACCUUUUUACAGUUCAAAAUGUAUGCCUCUAUGUCUGUACAGAACAAAGCUGCUAUUUUUAUUCUUUUUCUCUUUUGGAUGUUAUAUAUAUGUAUAUAUAUAUAUAUAUAUAUAUAUAUAUAUAUCCUUCAGGUUUGGUAUUUUAUGGUCUCCACUACAGUCCAUUUCUUUAUAUCUUCAAACUGUUUAAAAAAAAAAAGAAAAAAAAAAAAAAAGAUGAUUUAAAUACAAAAGCAUUUUUUUUCUGUUACCCCAAAGGUUUUUCUGUAACACUAUAUUUUGUUCAUUGCCUUUUAUUUUUAUGAAAUCUUUCCUCCUGUAUUUGUUUCAUGGAUGUCUAUAUUAUUAUUAAUAUUAUUAUUAUUUGGAAUGGACACCUUAGCUCGAUCUGUGAGCGUGUACUUUCUGCACCCUUUUUGUACUUGUUGUCUAGCACUGCGCCUAGCAUUGCCCUCUAGGUGCAACUCAAUCUCAGGUCAAAGUAAAGGCUUUGCUUUCUCCACACAUUCUCAUGAUCGUCCUCUACUUGUACCUCCCCCUCCCCCCCAUCAUGUUUUGUUGAGUCCAGUAGUGUCCUCUCUCUCUCCCCUCCCCUUUUGAAGUCAGUGCACGAGAUAUUUACACCAGAUCUGGUAUUUUAACCCAUCCAUUUCUUGCCUCCCCUUGAAUCAAUAGGGCUGAAUGGGUUGUCUUAUUUGCCUUAAAUAUGCCAACCAUAAUUCCAAAUCAGAUUUUCUUUCUCCCUUUUUUUUUAUUACAUCAACACUCUCAAGCGCAAUACAACGCCACUUCUGCUAAUGUUACUUCAUCAAAGUGAAAACCGAUCUUAUUGUUUGUCUCCAUGAUCACUGCUUCUGAAAACCAAAUAAUGGAUGGAUUAAAGUCCAGGGAAGGGAACACAUUUCACCGUCAUGAAUGGAAAAGGCUCUUAAAUGGAGGCUGAGUAGUGAAAGUGUUUUGAAGGAGUUCUCCUAGUCUUUUUUGAAAUGUUGCCUUGUGAUUUUUCCCCCCUCUCUUUGAAAUUUUUUUUUCUCUGUAGGAGUGUUAUUUAUUACUUUUUUUUAUUUUCCUUUUGUGAUAUCAGUUUAAAUCACUGUAUAAAUGCCCCAUGAUUCAGUAUAAAGUUGGAUUUUUUUUUGUAUGUAUUUUCUUUGGUGUCAUGACUGGGGGACUUUAAAAGUUUUUUUAGUUUUUUGUUUGUUUUUUUCCUUCAAGUAUAUAUCUACCUCACUCUUUUUUGAAUGAACGUGUAUGGAAAACAAGUACAUCUCACUUUCAUCAGUUUGUAUAGAAACCUCAUCAUCUGGAUAAAACCCACAGGGAUCUAGAUAAACCUCACAAAGACAACUUGGACAGGAGAUGGAAUAUCUGUGUUGCGAGUUCAGUCCACCGAUUUUAGGCCCAGUGGUUUACAAAAAGUAAGUGUAUACCUCUGAGAAUACAUGAGAGGACUUCGGUACAGUGCGCUUUAGUUCUCCGCAGAAUCAGUUUAAAUUGUUGUCGGGUAUUUUACAUAAUUAUGUCAACCUACACUUAAAUUUGACUGGAUACAGUGUAAAAAGGCUGAGCGCAGGUGCAGUUUAAGAGACCAGGGCACAACGUCAACAUCAAAUAUCCCAUCUCCACUGACUACCAACAUAUUGUCACAACCUUUAAAUCCUCAAAAGACAGAAAACUUAAUUUUUUUCAUCUAAAAUGCAUUUAUAAUAGAAGUCCGAACGGUUAUCAUGGGGAAUAUUUAAAAAGGGAAAAAAUGUUUUAUUGAUCUCCAAGAAAAACAAUGUGUUGGCUGCACGGUAACAGCACAACUCAAACAUCCAAAUGUCAUCCACACUCAAAAAUGAUAUUCUGUUAUGUAUAUGGGUCAGUGCUAUGAAUGUAACAAAGAGCGUAGAGAUAGCAGCAACUCCACCUACAUGUUUCUAUCUUCAGAGAAAAUGGAGAAUUUCAAUCAUUUGUCAGUCAAUGUUAUGUCCUUUUUUUUUUUUUUACCUUGUAAACUCUUUGUUUUUAAGUGCACACCAUCACUUCCCCUGUCCAAGUCUAUUUGCUGUGCAGAAUGCCAUGGGAUUCGAGCUCUAGACACAGAUCAUUUUCACCAGUUUCUGACUUUUUGAUCAUUACAAUGCCUCUCUGGCCUAUUUCUACGGCUACUUACACUAAUGCUGCUGGUUAAAACAGUCACCUCAGUGGAUCUUAUAUUGUCAUCAAAAAUGUUAAGUGUGAAGGUGGCAAAGAAGCUUUUACAUCUCAAAACGUCUCAUAAAAACUUCACUUCUACUCCCAGCGGCUACUUGGAGAGUGCUGUCUCAGUGCAAGGGCUUCUGGGCUGGAGGCAUACGGUAAUUUGAAAAUACAUGUUGAAAUUAACACCCGGAAGCAAUAAACAAAAUGGGAUUAUAGAUAACAUUGUGAAAUCUGGGUCCUGAAUUUAGUUUCUUCUCAAGCUUUUUUUUUUUCUGUGCAUGAUUUUAAGAGAAUCGAAGGGUAAAGUAUUUUUGGUUGAAAAACUGAUUGCUGCUGAAUAUCACAUCGGUACAGAAAUCACCACUGACAAGCAAACAGCUUGUGUAGUUACUUUACAUAUCUGUGCAUUUAUGUUUUUCCAUUUGGAUGUAUGUAAUGAUAAAAUACAAAUGUUCCAGUUCUGGGAGUAGAUGUUACAUUGACCUGUUGACCUGUGGAAUUACUGGUUAACAUUAGAUCAUAAACACAGCAUUUAAAUCAACAGGACCCAUGUCCCAUGUAUGGGACAGGGAUGUUGCGUAGAUUACGGGUAGUCAUGGUUAAGAGUAAACGACAUGAUUAGAAAAAGAUGAUAGGUCUAGGUUUACAGCUUCACACUAUAGUUGCUUUUUUUGCAUUACCAGAUUAAUUAACUAACUUAAAAAACUUUCAACUUAGUCAUCUUUACCAUUUUUAUUCUUCUGAAUGCAAACCUCGGGUUUAUGGAGGAUGCGUCAGUGCAUUCAAACUGCAAUAAUAAGUUUGAGGUUUAUCAUUAUCAUGCCUCUGUUUUUAUGAUUUGCAUUCCUAUACCUUCUGAGGGGGCCUUGAUUUACUACUAGUAUUUCAUUACAAUACUUUCACAAAA